GGCGUGGCGGGGCCGCGCGGGCGCAUGCGCGGGGCGGCGGCGGGGCGGAAGCGGGCGCGGGCGCGCGCGGCCCCUUUCCGGCGGCGCGGGCGGAGGCAGCGGCGCGCGGGGCCCUCAGGUACGGCCGGGACGCUCCCGGGCCAUCCCGGCCACUCCCAGCACUUCCCGGCGCUCCCCGGCCCUCAGGAUCUUCCCGCCGCCACCGCGCCGGUACCCAUGAGCUGAGGAGCCGCGGCGGGAGCCGAGGCAGGAGCGGGCGGAGCCGCCGCCGCGGGCCCGGCGGAGCAGCGGAGCCGCCUCCCCGCCGCCCCAUGCGCGGCCCGCGCUGAGCCCCGCCCGCCCUUCCCCGCCGGGCCGGCGCUCGCCCUCUCGCCCUCCCUUGGAUGCCGCCGAGAUGGGCAAGGUGCUGUCCAAGAUCUUCGGGAACAAGGAGAUGCGGAUCCUGAUGCUGGGGCUGGACGCGGCCGGCAAGACCACGAUCCUGUACAAGCUGAAGCUGGGCCAGUCGGUGACCACCAUCCCCACCGUGGGCUUCAACGUGGAGACCGUCACCUACAAGAACGUCAAGUUCAACGUGUGGGACGUGGGCGGCCAGGACAAGAUCCGGCCGCUGUGGCGGCACUACUACACGGGCACGCAGGGGCUCAUCUUCGUGGUGGACUGCGCCGACCGCGACCGCAUCGACGAGGCGCGGCAGGAGCUGCACCGCAUCAUCAACGACCGGGAGAUGCGGGACGCCAUCAUCCUCAUCUUCGCCAACAAGCAGGACCUGCCCGACGCCAUGAAACCCCACGAGAUCCAGGAGAAACUGGGCCUGACCCGGAUCAGGGAUAGGAAUUGGUAUGUGCAGCCCUCCUGUGCCACGACGGGGGAUGGACUCUACGAAGGGCUGACGUGGUUAACGUCCAAUUAUAAAUCCUAAUGGGAGAGGAACUAUUUAGUCUACAAAGAAUUAAAGAAAAAAAUACAAAAUAAAAAAAAUUAAACAAAACAAACAAAAAAAAGAAACAACAAAAAAAAUAACCCACGUGGCUUUCCAGAAGAAUGAUUCUCUACUGAAAAGUAAAAACAAAACCGCAUCCAUAGGAUUAUGAUCACCUUUCUCCAGUUGCCACCCUUUCCUCCUGCACCCUUGGCUGGAUUCCUGUUCUAACUCCUCCUGCUUGGCGUUAGGAUGCUCUAACCUCCGAAUGUGACACGAACACAGGCACUAGAUGCUAUGGCAGACUUCCAGCAAACAGGGGAAGGACACAUUAUAGACUUGCUAAGUAACUUUUUUUUUGGUUUGGUUUUUUUUUGGUUUUUUUUUUCUUUUUUUUCCUCUCGAUAGCCCUUUGCUGGUUUGAUUAUUUUGGGGGAUGUUGGGGGAGGGGGUCCAUUUUCAGUGUAUGCUUUCUGGGUCUACUUUUUUUGAUUAUAUAUAUUUUUUUCUCUCUCUCUUCUCUCACUUUGCUGUAGAUUGCUACUUUUUUGCAUUCCUGCAGGAUAUGUUGCUAGGUCGACUUCAUCUAGUAAACUGAAAAUCGUUGCUUAAAAUCAAAC
Molecule: messenger RNA, 1542 nt
Organism: Prinia subflava (tawny-flanked prinia)
Lineage: Eukaryota; Metazoa; Chordata; Aves; Passeriformes; Cisticolidae
Gene: ARF6
Product: ADP ribosylation factor 6
Exons: 1
Coding region: 395-922 (175 amino acids)
Biological process (GO): intracellular protein transport; vesicle-mediated transport; regulation of dendritic spine development
Cellular component (GO): focal adhesion; cytoplasm; ruffle
Molecular function (GO): GTPase activity; GTP binding
Source: RefSeq, a predicted model, not a curated record